AUGAGCCCAGCGCAUAAAACUGGCCCGUUGUCCGGCGUCUCGCCAGCUCAAAGUGCCACGACUCAAAUUGAAAUAAAUAGGAAUCCCAGACUGAGAAAGAAAAUUUGCGGAAAUAGCAGCAUAUUUAUCGCCAGAUUGAAGGAAACUCCACAACAAAAACCCGAACUUCUUCAACCGCCUCCAAAAGUGGUGUAGUUACAUCAGCAGAUUAUAUAUAUAAAAAAGGACAGCUAACCUGUCAUAGUGGUCAUCAUGGAUCUAUAUGACCCUCAGACGCUAGGCAUCAUGGUAUUUGGAGGCUUCAUGGUCAUCUCAGCCCUCGGUAUCGUUCUGGUCUCCACCUUCUCCAUGAAGGAGACCUCCUAUGAGGAGGCCUUGGCCAAGCAGCGCAGAGAGCAGGGUAAGACUGCGCCGCUGGGACAGCUGACCAAGAAGGACAAGAAGAAGGAGAAGGCGUCUGAAAAGAAGAACCGGGGUAAGAAGGAACCCAAUGGGAAGCUUCCAGAAUUAGACCUAGAGGAUAUCACAGUGGCCGAGCCUGAACUAGCUCCAGAACCAGUUUCUGCCCCCAAACCUGCCCCUAAGCCUACCCCUGCUCCUGAACCAACCCCUGCUCCCAAACCUGCCCCUGAACCUACCUCUACCCCUGCUUCUGAACCAACCCCUGCUCCAGCUCCCCCUGCUGUAGAGGCCUCCCCUGCUCCAAAGAAGAAGAAGAAAGAGAAGAAGACGAUGGCUAAGGUUGAGCCAGCCCUGGCUGCUCCUGCCCCAGCCCCCAUGGCCCCCUCCAAGCCCACCCCAGCCCCCAUGGCCCCCUCCAAGCCCGCCCCUGCCGCAGCAGCCCCCAUGGCCCCCUCCAAGCCCGCCCCUGCCGCAGCAGCCCCCAUGGCCCCCUCCAAGCCUGCCCCAGUCCUGGAGGCUGUCACCAAGGAGGUCCCUGUGAUGGCAGUGCCCCCGGUGGGCUCCCAGAGGACUGCAGCCAAGGCUCAGGAGACCAAAGCACAUGACCUUUCCAAGAAGAAGGCGUCCUCCAAGAAGAAGACUGAGUCUGUGUUGGACUCUGGUCUGGAUUCCCCCCUGUUCCUGCCCUACAAGGCCCUGGUCUCGACCGUUAGCAGUAUGGUCUUCAGUCAGGGAGAGGCCCAGCGCCUCCUAGAGAUCCUCUCUGACAAGGCUGGCAUCAGACAAGACACCUGGCACGUGGCUACUCAGAAGGGCGACCCAGUGGCUGUGAUGAAGAAACAGUUGGAGGAGAAUCAGAAACAGCUCGCUACUCAGCAGGAGGAUGCCUCUGCAGCCAAAAACAAACUCCGGGAACUCAGCAGGGAGCUCUCUGCUGAGAAGUCCAAGGUGGCCAGUGUGGAGACCAGGCUGAGUUCCCAGCUCUCAUCCAGGGAGCAGGAGAUGAUCGCCCUCCAGGCUCGUAUGCAGGCCUCCUACCAGGACCACGUAGCCCAGACACAGAAACUCAACGCCAAGGUCCUCAGUCUUCAGGAGCAGUUGGAGUCUGGUCCCACGGCCCAGCUGGCUCGUCUGCAGCAGGAGAACUCUAUUCUCAGAGAUGCCCUGAACCAGGCCACAAGCCAGGCAGAGAGCAAACAGAAUGCAGAGCUGGCCAAGCUGAGACAGGAUUGUGCCAAACUGACCAAGGAGCUGGGGGAGAAGAGUGUGAGCCUUCAGACUGAUGAGGUCAUCAGGACUGGACUGGAGGCUAAGGUGUCUUCUGUAGAGAAACAAUUGUCUUCACUACAGGCCACUCAUGCCGAGAGUGAACAGGAGCUGCAGAGGAGGCUGGAGGAGGUCAGUGAGGAGCUGAGGAGUUCUCAGAGGACCCUGGAGAAAGCCCAGCAGGAUGCUACCACCCUUUCAGAUCUCCAGGUCCAUCUGGGCAGUGUAGAGGAUGAUCUGAAGGAACGUGGGGCCCAGCUGGAGGCCCUCACAGCCCAGCUGGAGCAGGCUGAGCUGGAGAAGGGACAGCUGGAGGACCAGGUGGGAUCCAUUAAUGUACUUCUCGAGGCCAGCCAGAACAGAGACGAGAAUGAGGACUUGGAGAUGUGGAGUUGGUCUUUUCUCAACAACACCAAUCAUUUCUCUUCUAGUCUUCAAGACCGAGACGUUCAGCUGGCGUCACUCCAAGAGGAGCUGAAGCAGCUCAAAGAAAUGAAACAGGAGGCAGCGAUGACUACCGAGGUCAUUACAGCUGAGACCGAGCAGGCACCUAACAGUGAGGACAGAUGCCUGGUGGUGUCCCUUCAGGAAGAACUGAAACGGCUUAAAGAAGAGAUGGAACAACUACUAAACUCUCCCGUAGCGCCCCAAAGUUUUGCGCUAAAAUCGGCUGAUGUCUCAGGAGAGUCUGAUCAGCUACUCAAUGGUCUGGAGAAGAGUGAGAGCCAGGAAGUAACACUAGAAGAGGAAGGGAUUCAACUCAAAGAACAAUCUGAACAGGCCCAGAGCAGCACCAUUCAGUCACACAACACAGCAGAACUGGCCUCGCUACAAACCAGUCUGGCAGAGAGAGAAGCCAUGAUGAAAUCACUACGAGAGGAGCUAAUGGAAGCCAGGGACCAAUCACAGAAGGUACAGGAGAUCCUCGCUCAGGUCCAGCAGAGCCAAGAGUCCCAGCCGAGCACAGAGCUUCCGGAGCUGUUGGAGAAACUGAAGGAGGCAGAGGACAACCACGGGACACUGCAGGCACAGUGUGACCAGUACAGGACAAUCCUGGCUGAAACGGAAGGAAUGCUGACGAACCUUCAGAAGUGUGUUGAGGGGGAGGAGCUGGUGUGGAAGUCCAAGAUGGCCGACUCUGAGGACCAGUUGAAGAAGGCCCUGGAACAAGUGCAUGCUCUGGAGGAGACUGCAGAGAGCUUGAAGACAGGAAACCAAAGCAUAGAACAGCUGAAGGAGCAGGUGAUGCUUCUGGAAGCCCAGUUGGAGAAACAGUCUGAGACGGAGGAGGAAAUGGCACAGUUGAAGAAGCUGCUGUCAGAGUCUCAGAGCCAGCUGGAGUCGGCCCAGACGCAGGCCCAGACGCAGGCCCAGACGCACAGGGAAGAGCUGGCUACGGUCAGAGGUCAGCUGAGUGAGGCGACGGAGCACGCUCAGAGCCAAAAGGCGGUCCCUGAGGCCGGGGCACAGAACGGACAAUCGGAGCCCGAGGUCCAGUCCCAGUUGAGUAAAACCACGGAGGAGUUUGAACAGGCUCAGAAGACUGUAGAACUCCAGGCUCAGAAGACUGUAGAACUCCAGGCUCAGAAGACUGUAGAACUCCAGGCUCAGAAGACUGUAGAACUCCAGGCUCAGAAGACUGUAGAACUCCAGGCUCAGAAGACUGUAGAACUCCAGGCUCAGCUGGACAUUCUGAAAGAGGCAGGAGACUCCCCACAGGCUGACACAGAGGACGUAGCCCAGCUAAAGGAAGAGAGUUCAGGACUGAAGGAAGGAACAUCUGUGUAAGAGACUGAAGACGUGACACUUAAACAUGAUUAUCAUAGUUAUGCAUUCCAAAACUAUUAGUUCUUGUACUGUAGUAGUUGAUUGCUGCAACUCCUAUAAAAAAAUAUUUAAAAAAAAUCAAAGGGCCAGUUUCCCGGACGCUGAUUUAAACCUCUUCCGGAACUGAAAUACAUGCUCAGUGGAGAAUCUCCCUUCAAGAAACGUGUUAGCCAGGGACUAGGCUUAAUGUGUCUGGGGAAAACCGGCUCAGAAUCUUUCUGGGUCGUUCCACCAAUUCGGUGCCUUAUCAAAUGUGUAACUUGAUGGGGGGGAUAUUUUUUCUUUCGUUCUGUCAUAAAGAGAACAUGUUCAACACAAUAAAAAUGUUUUCCCA
Messenger RNA from Oncorhynchus nerka (sockeye salmon), 3829 nucleotides. Its product is annotated as ribosome-binding protein 1-like. The transcript is spliced from 27 exons. Bases 253 to 3456 code for a protein of 1067 amino acids. The record is from RefSeq and is a predicted model, not a curated record. Gene Ontology annotation, biological process: protein transport. Lineage: Eukaryota; Metazoa; Chordata; Actinopteri; Salmoniformes; Salmonidae. Gene Ontology annotation, cellular component: endoplasmic reticulum membrane.